UCGGCGGCGCGAGGGCUGCUUCCCCUCGAGGCGGGAGGGGCGGGUCGCGCUCUUCGCUCCGCCGCCGCCGCCGCCGCCGCGCGAGCACCGAGGGCGGGAGCAUGUCCGCAGGCAGGGCCAAGAAAGUGAAGAUGGCCACCAAGUCCUGCCCGGAGUGCGACCAGCAGGUUCCUGUUGCAUGCAAAUCCUGUCCAUGUGGAUAUAUAUUUAUUAGUCGAAAACUCUUGCAUGCUAAGCGUUCUGAAAGACUUCCAUCCUCCGCAGAAAGUAGAAGUGAGGCUAAGAGAAGACGGACAGAGAGAGUCAGAAGAGAGAAGAUAAACUCUGUGGUAAAUAAAGACUUAGAAAAUAGGAGAAGAUCCAGAUCCAACAGCCAUUCGGAUCACAACAGAAGAGGACGAGGGAGACCAAAGACUGCCUCAGCCAAAAAGCAUGAAGAAGAGAGAGAAAAACAAGACAAAGAAGUUGACAUGUACGCAAACCUGUCUGAUGAAAAGGCCUUUGUAUUCUCUGUGGCCUUGGCAGAGAUAAACAGAAAAAUUAUCAACCAGAGACUUAUUCUUUGAUUAACUGGGUGGGACCUUUGCAUGCCAUGCUAUUUAAGCCAGGUAGUGGAUUUUGAACGUUCGGAGGCCUUUCAAGUGGCAGUUCUAGCCACCUGUGUCAAAGAAGACCAGAUGUUUUGACUGGCUGAAUCCUCUGCCACUGUUGCUGUUUUUGGAGCCUGCUGACUCUUUGUUACUGUUAAUUGUCAAGAAGCAAAAUGACCAACGCUUUGCUUUUGGGGAGGAAACAAAUCAAAAGCAAAAAAUCUUUAUUCCUGCAAAGACCGCUUCUCGAAGAACUCCAGUUUUUGAAAACAAAACACACCACACUGUUUCUUUGGACGUUUCUGCAAUGAAAAUGCAAUAUUUUAAUUUAAAUGUCUUUCACAACAUAGAUUCCAGAUUUUUCAGCUAUCUUGAAGCUUUUAUGUGUGUAUAUAAGUUAACCUAACAUUUUAAUAAAUGGAUAUUCUGUUA
This is a messenger RNA of Varanus komodoensis (Komodo dragon), 1022 nucleotides long. It is a transcript of the gene HDIP1, whose product is annotated as chromosome unknown C16orf87 homolog. NCBI's taxonomy places the organism in Eukaryota, Metazoa, Chordata, Lepidosauria, Squamata, Varanidae. The record is from RefSeq and is a predicted model, not a curated record. The transcript is spliced from 4 exons. Bases 102 to 566 code for a protein of 154 amino acids.